Messenger RNA from Prunus armeniaca (apricot), 1302 nucleotides. Lineage: Eukaryota; Viridiplantae; Streptophyta; Magnoliopsida; Rosales; Rosaceae. The record is from the annotation of a GenBank genome assembly.
AUGGCGGGUCGUAGAGACGGGUCGUUGAUGCGGGAUAAGACCCAGUCAUUUCGUGGAUCUCGAAUAGUGACAGCCAUUGUCGUCGGAGUCCUUCUUGGCUCGGUCUGCGCCUUCUUCUUUCCGCGCGGAUUCUUCAGCUCGGAUCCGCCUAUCCAAAGCCGUCGAUUCGGGAAAUUGGAUCUCCAGACUAGCUCAUCCCAAUGUGAAUCAACAGAACGGAUAAACAUGCUGAGGUCUGACAUUGGAUCGCUGUCGGACAAGAAUGACGAGCUGAAGAAACAGGUUCAAGAUCUAACUGAAAAACUACGGCUAGCUGAACAAGGAAAGGAUCAUGCACAUGAGCAGUUUUCAGUAUUAGGCAAACCGCAUAAGGCUGGCCCUCUUGGUACUGUCAAGGGCUUGAGAACUAACCCGACUGUCAUUCCCGAUGAAUCUGUGAAUCCGAGGUUGGCAAAGAUCUUGGAGGAUGUUGCAGUUCAGAAAGAGCUUAUAGUUGCACUUGCAAAUUCAAAUGUGAAAGCCAUGUUGGAGAUAUGGUUUACUAGCAUCAAGAGGGUUGGUAUAACCAAUUAUCUAGUUGUAGGAUUAGACGACGAGAUUGAAGAAUUUUGUAUAGCUAAUGAUGUUCCUGUAUACAAGAGAGAUCCAGAUGAGGGUAUUGAUUCAAUUGCAAAGACAGGAGGUAACCAUGCCGUCUCUGGGUUGAAAUUUCGUAUCUUGAGGGAGUUUCUGCAACUAGGUUACAGUGUUCUUCUCUCAGAUGUUGAUAUAGUAUAUUUGCAGAACCCCUUCAAUCAUCUUUAUCGGGAUUCUGAUGUAGAGUCUAUGAGUGAUGGUCACAAUAACAUGACCGCUUAUGGAUUUAAUGAUGUGUUUGAUGAACCUUCUAUGGGUUGGGCUCGCUAUGCUCAUACAAUGAGGAUAUGGGUAUAUAACUCUGGGUUCUUUUACAUAAGACCUACACUUCCUUCAAUUGAGCUUUUAGAUCGUGUGGCUGGACGGCUCUCUAAGGAAAAAGCAUGGGACCAAGCAGUGUUCAAUGAGGAACUCUUUUUCCCUUCACAUCCGGGGUACGAUGGGCUUCAUGCUUCCAAGAGAACUAUGGAUUUCUAUCUCUUUAUGAACAGCAAGGUCCUCUUCAAGACAGUCAGGAAAGAUGCUAAUUUGAAAAAAUUGAAACCAGUAAUCCUUCAUGUAAAUUACCACCCAGAUAAACUUCCAAGGAUGAAGGCAAUUAUGGAGUUCUAUGUUAACGGCAAGCAAGAUGCGCUGGAACCUUUCCCCGAGGGUUCUCAAUGGUAG